Pistacia vera is the source of this 822-nucleotide messenger RNA. Its product is annotated as transmembrane emp24 domain-containing protein p24delta5-like. Gene Ontology annotation, biological process: intracellular protein transport; Golgi organization; endoplasmic reticulum to Golgi vesicle-mediated transport. NCBI's taxonomy places the organism in Eukaryota, Viridiplantae, Streptophyta, Magnoliopsida, Sapindales, Anacardiaceae. The record is from RefSeq and is a predicted model, not a curated record. The transcript is spliced from 4 exons. Bases 51 to 716 code for a protein of 221 amino acids. Gene Ontology annotation, cellular component: endoplasmic reticulum-Golgi intermediate compartment; COPII-coated ER to Golgi transport vesicle; endoplasmic reticulum.
ACUAGAACUUGUUUUGAUGAGACCAAAGUACCAAGUCUCAGUGUUCUAAAAUGGCAGGAUCUUUGAAUUCACGCGCCCAGGUGGCGGUGUUGUCUGUAAUGAUUCUGCUAUGUUUAACUGGAAACAACAACAUCGUACCGGUCACAGAAGCCAUCUGGUUAAAUAUACCGAGUUCAGGGACCAAGUGUGUGUCCGAGGAGAUACAAAACAACGUCGUCGUAUUGGCUGAUUAUUACGUGGUCGACGAAGCUCAACCUGAAAAUCCUUCCACUGUCUCUGUUCGGGUGACAACUCCAUUUGGAAACAAUGCUCACUACAAUGAAAAUGUUACUCAUGGUCAAUUUGCAUUUACAACUACCGAGGCUGGCAAUUAUUUGGCAUGUUUCUGGUUGGGCAACCAACAACAAGGUACAAGCACAACUCUAAGUCUUGACUGGAGAAUCGGAAUUGCUGCCAAGGAUUGGGAUUCAGUUGCAAAGAAGGACAAGAUCGAGGGUGUUGAAUUUCACUUGACGAGACUUGAAGCUUCAGUGAAAGCCAUCCACGAUAAUCUGCUCUUCCUCAAGCACAGGGAAGCAGAGAUGAGGGAAGUCAGUGAAGUAACCAAUUCUAGAGUGGCACGGUUUAGCAUCAUGUCGCUUGGUGUCUGCAUUGUGGUUUCAGUUUUGCAACUGUUGCACUUGAAGCAGUUCUUUCACAAAAAGAAGCUCAUCUAGAUUGUCUUUCAAAUUUUGUUUGUUGAUACGAAACUUGCCAGAACUGUAGAAUGGAAAUGAUGGAACCCAUUAUUUGAUGUUGUAUCAUAGGUUAUUUAUUUUUAUU